AUGGAAAAAGUUCUGGAAAAAAAAACCAUUGAAUUAUAUAGCGGAAAAUAUUAUGUUACAUGCGCCUUUGGUGGUGUUUUAGCGUGUGGUUUAACACAUACCUUCGUCACGCCACUUGACCUUGUAAAAUGCCGUAGACAGGUCGAUCCUAAACUUUAUAAGGGUAAUUUUGAUGGAUGGAAAAAAAUUUAUCGCGCUGAGGGUUUCAGAGGAUUAUAUACAGGAUGGGUUCCAACUUUUAUCGGAUACUCCUUCCAGGGAGCUGCAAAAUAUGGUUUUUAUGAAGUUUUCAAGAAAAAAUACUCCGAUUUGGCCGGAGAAGAAAAUGCUCACAAAUAUAGAACCACACUCUAUUUGGCUGCUAGUGCGAGCGCUGAAUUUUUUGCAGAUAUUGCUUUAUGUCCAUGGGAGGCAUUAAAAGUAAGGAUGCAAACAAGUACUGUGCCAUUUGCUAGCUCGGCGACUGAAGGUUUCCAAAAAAUUCUUAGAUCAGAAGGUGUAAAUGGGUAUAUGGGAUUUCAAUAUAUUGUAACAUUUCGUCUUACUCCUCUUUGGGCUAGACAAAUUCCCUACACUAUGAUGAAAUUUGCAAGUUUUGAAAGGACCGUUGAAUACAUUUAUAAAUCUCUCGGAAAACCUAAAGAGCAAUACAAUAAACUUGAACAACUUGGAGUAUCAUUUCUUGGUGGAUACAUCGCUGGCGUUUUUUGUGCAAUAGUCAGUCAUCCUGCGGAUACUUUGGUCUCUAAGCUUAAUAAUGUAAAGAAAGCCGAAGGAGAAUCAACCCUUGCUUUAUCUAUCAAAAUCAGUAAAGAACUUGGAUUCACUGGAAUCUGGCGAGGCCUUGGUACUCGUGUUAUCAUGAUUGGUACUUUGACUGCUUUACAAUGGUUAAUUUAUGACUAUGUAAAAGUGUAUGCUGGAUUACCAACUACUGGCUCGAGCGGAGAUAAAAAAUAA
This is a messenger RNA of Dentiscutata erythropus, 960 nucleotides long. The record is from the annotation of a GenBank genome assembly. NCBI's taxonomy places the organism in Eukaryota, Fungi, Glomeromycota, Glomeromycetes, Diversisporales, Gigasporaceae.